AUGGCAGAACCUCCAGCAGUCGAGGAGUCUCCAGGUCCCAAUGUCAACGCCGCGCCUAAACUCCUCGGCGUCACUGGCGCCUUAUACAUCGUCGCCUUAUUCCUCUUCGCUGCACGUAUCUACACGCGUUUCCAGCACCGCCGGCUCGGAUGGGACGAUUACACCAUCACAUUCGCCCUAAUCCUCGCCCUCCUAGAAUGGUCACUCCUCCUCGCCGCCAUUCAAUACGGCGCAGGCCGCCAUAACUACUACGUCUCCUACGCCGACCAAGUCCCCGCCAAGCACCUUCUCUUCGCUUCUUCACUCCCCUGGGCCAUGUCUAUGAUGUUUAUCAAAAUCAGCAUUGCGAGCAUGCUGCUCCGCAUCAAGCACACACGGCCAUGGCGCAUCUUCCUCUGGGCCAUGGUCGCCGUGCAGAUCCUGUCCUGCCUCGCCAGCUUGAUCUUCCAGCUCGUCCAGUGCAUACCUUUAGGCUACAUGUGGGAUCCCGUCCACCACCCGGAUGCCGAAUGCGUGGAAUUGCAGUCCAUGUACGUGAGCUUGUACGUUAAUUCGGGCAUCAGCAUCACGACGGACCUCAUCUUCGCCCUCGUCCCGAUCUCCUUUAUCCGCACGAUGCACUGCCCGCUCCGGGAAAAGCUCGUCCUGUCCUGCCUCAUGGGCCUGGGCGUCUUCGCGGCUGCAGCUAGCAUCGUCAAGACCACACUUGUCAAGGACUACGGCAGCACCGGCGAUAGCCUCUGGGACGCCAUCGAUCUCACGCUGUGGUCCGUUCUGGAAGAACAAACCGGCAUCAUUGCAGCAUGCAUUCCUUGCCUCAAAUCGCCCUUCGAGCGCACGCUGCACCGCCUCGGUGUUCUAUCAUCAACCAAACGUCCCUCCUACGGGUACACGGGCGACGGCCGGCGUCACGACGCCCAUCAACUCCCGCCUCUCCACCUGUCCCGGCACGCCUUCGGCGUCGGCCUUAGCAUCGAUACACCGCUUUCCACCACUCUUACGGGCAAGUCUACAAAGUCUACCAUCGGACGCUCAACCGACACACAGAGCGAAGAAACAAUCUGGCCAAACAGCACCCACGCUACUAGGGGCAGCGAAGAAGGCCGAAGGGAGAGGGACGAAGCAUUCCGGCAGAUGAUGGCCGAGGGAGGCAUACUGAUGACGACGGAGUUCCAGAUCAAGAGCGAGGUGAUGAGUCGGGUGGGGAGUCCAGCUGGGGAGCUAGAGACGGGGCAGAGGGAGAUAGAGGACUGGAGGGUUGAGAGACCGAGUUUCGAUGCUGGUCCGAGGAGAUGGGAUGCUGUUUAA
Molecule: messenger RNA, 1308 nt
Organism: Trematosphaeria pertusa
Lineage: Eukaryota; Fungi; Ascomycota; Dothideomycetes; Pleosporales; Trematosphaeriaceae
Exons: 2
Coding region: 1-1308 (435 amino acids)
Source: RefSeq, a predicted model, not a curated record